GGAUUUUGGCUGCCAGAGACAGCGCGUCGAGCUUGACAAUCCCCUUUUCCCCAAUCCGAACUGCACGAUGGCCGGCAUCUUCGAGCAGCCCCGCAACGCGGGCACCCUGUUUCUCGGCGGUCAGAAGAUCAGCGGUCAGGACAUCCGUGACCAGAAUGUCCACGCUACCCAGGCCAUCGCCAACGUCGUCAAGUCCUCCUUCGGCCCCUCUGGUCUGGACAAGAUGAUGGUCGACGACAUUGGCGACGUCACCGUCACCAACGACGGUGCCACCAUCCUCUCUCUCCUCGACAUCGAGCACCCGGCCGGCAAGAUCCUCGUCGACCUGGCGCAGCAGCAGGACCGCGAAGUCGGUGACGGCACCACGAGCGUUGUGAUCAUUGCGGCGGAGCUGCUGAGGCGGGCAAACGAGCUGAUGAAGAACCGGAUACACCCCACGACCAUCAUCACGGGCUACAGGCUGGCGCUGAGGGAGGCGGUGCGGUACAUGAGCGAAAACAUCAGCAUCAAGGUGGAGAACCUGGGCAGGGAGUCGCUGGUCAACAUCGCCAGGACGUCCAUGUCCUCCAAGAUCAUCGGCGCGGACGGCGACUUCUUUGCCGAAAUGGCCGUCGAUGCCAUGCAGGCCGUCAAGUCGGCCAACGGCAAGGGCGACAUCAAGUACCCCGUCAAGGCGGUGAACAUCCUCAAGGCGCACGGCAAGAGUGCCACCGAGUCGGUGCUGGUCAAGGGCUACGCGCUGAACUGCACCGUCGCGAGCCAGGCUAUGACGACGCGGGUCCAGGACGCCAAGAUUGCCUGCCUGGACAUCAACCUGCAGAAGGAGCGCAUGAAGCUGGGCGUGCACAUCACCAUUGACGACCCGGAGCAGCUGGAGAAGAUCCGCGAGCGCGAGUCGGCCAUUGUCCUCGAGCGCAUUGAUAUGAUCCUCAAGUCUGGCGCCAACGUUGUCCUCACGACCAAGGGCAUCGACGACCUGUGCCUGAAGGAGUUCGUCGAGCGCGGCGCCAUGGCCGUGCGGAGAUGCAAGAAGGAGGAUCUGCGGAGGAUAGCCAAGGCGACGGGCGCCACGCUCGUCAGCUCGCUGUCAGACCUGAACGGCGACGAGAAGUUUGAGGCGUCGAACCUGGGCCACGCGGAGGAGGUUGUGCAGGAGCGCAUCUCGGACGACGAGUGCAUUCUGAUCAAGGGCACCAAGGUGCACAGCUCGGCGUCGGUCAUUCUGCGCGGUGCCAACGACUACUCGCUCGACGAGAUGGAGCGCUCGCUGCACGACUCGCUCAUGGCCGUCAAGCGCACGCUCGAGAGCGGCAGGAUAGUGCCGGGUGGUGGUGCCGUCGAGACGGCCCUGCACAUCUACCUCGAGGAGUGGGCUACCUCUGUCGGCUCCCGCGAGCAGCUGGCCAUUGGAUCAUUCGCGCAGUCGCUGCUGGUGAUUCCGACGACGCUAGCAGUCAACGCGGCCAAGGACUCGUCGGAGCUGGUUGCGCAGCUGCGAUCGCGGCACGCGGUGGCGCAGCGCACGACCAACGACCCGAACGCGCCGGCGGCCGAAAAGGACGCAGCCAAGAAGAAGGACUACAAGAACUACGGGCUGGACCUGACGCGGGGCAAGCUGACGGACCAGAUCAAGGCGGGCGUGCUGGAGCCCAGCAUGAGCAAGGUGAAGCAGCUCAAGAGUGCUGUCGAGGCUUGCAUCGCUAUCAUGCGCAUCGAUACCCUGAUCAAGUUGGAUCCGGAACAGCGGGCUGAGGAUGAUGGCCAUGGCCACUAGAUGCGGUGAGAGCUGCUGGUGAGACGGCUGGCGCGGGAGAGAGAAGGGGAGGGGGCUGCUGCUGUCGCUGCUGUUGUUGUGGCGGCAGCGCUAUGUCUAGAUCAUGUAGACGAGCUAGUGUGGUGAACGAAAAAAGAAAUGUGAUAAUAUCAUGACAG
This is a messenger RNA of Aplosporella prunicola CBS 121167, 1932 nucleotides long. RefSeq lists its product as uncharacterized. The transcript is spliced from 3 exons. Lineage: Eukaryota; Fungi; Ascomycota; Dothideomycetes; Botryosphaeriales; Aplosporellaceae. Gene Ontology annotation, molecular function: ATP binding; ATP hydrolysis activity; ATP-dependent protein folding chaperone. The record is from RefSeq and is a predicted model, not a curated record. Gene Ontology annotation, biological process: protein folding. Gene Ontology annotation, cellular component: chaperonin-containing T-complex. Bases 68 to 1774 code for a protein of 568 amino acids.